UAUCUCUGUUGAAGAAAAAAAUCAAAACAAAACAAAAAAAAUAUUUUCUCCAAAAGACUUCAAGAAGCAAAAACGUCCACUUUACACAAUGUCCACACAAACAACUCCAAUAAAAAACACCAAAUUAAACGAACCAUAUCCUUAUCCAAAGUGCUGGCAAGAUGAUGCCCGAGUCCAAGUUCUAUUGGCUCCAUUUCGAGACCGUAGUGUUAAUCCGGAAAAUUACGACUCAAAAAUGAAAUUUUGGCAAGACACUAUACGAGAAUAUUGUCUUUUUAAAGGUAAAGCCAAUUUCUGUAAACAGGAAUUGCAGAGCAAUUUCACUAAAGGCCAACGUGUGCCCUGUUGUCUAGAUGUUGUAUUGGUUGAAAUGCAGAGACAAAAACUUAUACGUUUACGCAAAGACUAUGAGUAUGAUCCGGAAAAUAGUUGGUCCGGCUGGGCGGUAAAUAGUUUUGUAAAGAAACCAUUAUCUUGGGGUUUCGAUAAAAUUAAAGAGAAACUUGGUGCUUUGGAUGCAGCACAAAUUGGCCUAAUACAGUUUAUUCAUAUGGAGGUUAUAAGGCAAUAUUGCUCAGAAUUACAAAAUACAUUGCUACAGCCUCCCUACUUGGGUACCCUUCAUCACUAUGACAAUUUGAGUAAAGAACUUUGUCCUUCAUUGAAUAUAUCUGAGGAAUGUUUGCGUAUUUGUCUUCAUACUUUAAAUGUUCAAAGGAAAAUUGGUUUGGAAUACAAGACAAAUACAAAUGAACUGCAAAUUCAUUUGGUAAAGAUACCAUCGAAAGAAGACCCUAAUGUUAAUAUUACGGAAAAUGAUCAUGCUAUCCAUAAUUUACAAGUAACAAAAACUAAUUUAGUAAAACAAAUCGAUGACAUCGAAAUGGAAAUUAAAGAUAAUGAAAAUAAGGCACGACAAUAUAUUAAAGAAAACAAAAGGCUGCUGGCUAAAACGUAUUUGCGCAAAAAACAUUUAUUGGAGAAAAAUCACGAACGUCGCAGUUUAGCUUUACACAACAUAGAAACAUUACUCUCAAAUGUUCAUGAAGCCAAAUUAAAUGGUGUUAUACUGGAUGCCUACAAAUUUGGUUCGAAAGCUCUUCAAAGGGCUCUCGAUGAAUCCAAUCUCAAAUAUGAUAAUGUCGAUGAAAUUGUAUCAGAUGUACGCGAAACUAUGGAUUCGUAUAGAGAGAUACAAGAUACUUUAUCUAAUGCUAAUUUAGAUGAAUCAUUGGGUUCGUUGGCCGAUGAAGAUGAAUUGGAGAAAGAGCUUAAGGAAAUUAUGGGUGAAUCAAUGUCCACAAAUACACCAACUAAGAAUGUAACUGAGAAUAACAACAUCAGUGUUAGCAUGCCACAAAAGAUAGGAAUUACAGAUGCCGAAUUAUUGGAUAUGUUGAAUGGUUUAGAAAUCGAACAAAACUCUCCUGGCAAAGAUGUUAGUGGUGGGGUUUUGAAUGCCUAGAAUGUGUUUGAGUUUAUAAAAUUUAGAAGUUAGAAAGUGUCUUAAAGUUGUGUGUGGUGUUUUUAUAUUAUUAUUGUUUUUGUACUUUUCUGCAAUAUAAAUAAAAAUUUUAAAAAUAUUGAUUUUUCAA
Messenger RNA from Lucilia cuprina (Australian sheep blowfly), 1595 nucleotides. RefSeq names its product charged multivesicular body protein 7. Gene Ontology annotation, biological process: vesicle budding from membrane; late endosome to vacuole transport via multivesicular body sorting pathway. NCBI's taxonomy places the organism in Eukaryota, Metazoa, Arthropoda, Insecta, Diptera, Calliphoridae. Gene Ontology annotation, cellular component: ESCRT III complex; multivesicular body. The record is from RefSeq and is a predicted model, not a curated record. The transcript has 4 exons. The coding region runs from base 89 to 1465 and encodes 458 amino acids.